GGAUUUUCUCAGGAGGAGGAGCUUCUAGCUCAAGUUAAACUAGCAGGAGAAAUUUCUAGAGUUUUUAUUUCAAUUUGAUGGGGUGUUGUUCCAGUACUCAGCUUAAGGCUGAUCAGAGUUCUCUCCAUCAUGCUAAUAGCAGUGACAGGGUUAAAUAUGAAGGACUAAACCAAAGAUCAGAGGAGGAGGUGCUGCAAUCGUCGAACUUGAAGAUGUUUUCCUACAAAGAACUUAGCUUAGCAACUAAGAAUUUUCAUAAUGAUAGUCUUGUUUUAGAAGGUGGGUUUGGUUCUGUGUACAAGGGGUGGAUUGAUGUGCACACCUUUGCACCUGCUACGCCGCGUUCUGGACAGGCUAUUGCUGUCAAGAGAUCCCAAGGUCACACUGACUGGUUGACAGAAAUCAUUUACUUGGGGCAACUACGACAUCCUAAUCUUGUACACCUGAUCGGAUACUGCUUUGAGGAUAAGCACCACCUUUUGGUAUACGAAUUCAUGCAGUGUGGUAGUUUGGAGAAUCAUCUGUUUAAGAGGUCAACUUCUGAUGAGGCUCCACUAUCAUGGAAACUUCGAUUGAAGAUUGUUCUAGGCGCAGCAAAGGGGCUUGCUUUCCUCCACAAUAACCAAGAGAUCAAAUUCAUUUAUCGAGAUUUUAAGCCUUCUAAGAUACUCCUUGAUUCAGAUUUCAAUGCAAGGAUUUACGGUUUCAGUUUGGCUAAAAAUGGGAAAUUUGAUGACCGGGGUAAUGGGUCCACUAGAGUCGUCAUAGGUACUAAUGGCUAUGCAGCUCCUGAAUAUAUUGGUACUGGUAAGAGAAGAGUUCCUCUUUUUAGGCUCUGUUUUUUUGGUUGAAUUUCAGGAUUUUUAAUUCAGGUUCAGUAACAUUCAGUUAAGUCCAGUUCUUUUUGGUUGAAUUUCAGGACUUUCAAUUCAGGUUCAGUAACAUUCAGUUAAGUCCGGUUCUUUUUGGUUGAAUUUCAAGACUUUCAAUUCAGAAUCAGUAACAUUUAGUUCAGUCCAAUUCAGAUUAAAAAAACAAGGCUUUACUUCUUAUUUUUUGAUAAUCAAAUUAAUUCAUUCAUAAGAAGUCAUACGACAUUUAUAUAAAGAUUUGGAUUUAACAAAUACUUCCUCUGUUAUUUUUUAAAUGACACAAUUAUUUAGGCACGUUUGUCAACGCAUGAUUUCAAACAUUUAUCUCUAAUUAUAGAUAAGAAAAAAAAACAUAAAAUUUGAUAUUUAAAAAUAUUUAUUGAGACGAAUCUAACAAGACCUCACACGACUAUGUUUUUUUUAAGUAUAAACCGCAAAAGGAAGUCAAAGGAGCUUGUGUGAAUAGUGUCCAAAACCCAAUUGUAUCAUGUAAAUAAAAACGGAGGUAGUACAUAAAAAACGAAUCAAAUUAAACUUCUUUUCACCAUAGCUAUGAUCAUAGUAUAUCAAACAUUUUGUAUACCCUCUUUUAUAUGGUUGUCCUUUUUCUGCAAGGGGGUCUAUAGAUCUGUUGUAGUCGUGACAAAUAUGAUUUUAGUCUGAUUCAUCUGAUUGUAGUCGAAAGAUUGACCUAAUCUUCGAUCCCGCACAAAGCUUUACCAAAAAAAUAACCUGAACUAAAUAAACACACAAAACUUAACUAGAAUGAAACUCACCAUAGGGGUACUUAUUACACAACAAUAUGUAGUUUUAUUGAGAUCUAAGCCAAAAACAAAAUAGAAUUAAAGAGAACGGGUCGGAAAAAACCAAAUUAGAAAUUUGGCUAUUUCUGCCCUAAAAACCAAGGAGAGGGACCUUAUUAAUUGGGCAAUGCCUUACCUUCAGAAGGAAAAAGUUAGCAGGAUCAUGGACCUUAAAAUUAAAGGGCAGUACUCUUCAAGUUCAGCAAAGAUUAUAGGCAACCUUGUUAACAAGUGCCUAUCAUUAGACCCAAGUUCAAGGCCCAAUAUGGAUGAGGUCGUAUCAAUAAUAGAGCAACUCCAAGAUAUAUUGUAAACUCGGCCAAUAGGGGUGAUCAAUUCGAAUUAGGGAUGGCAAAGUUAAAUGGAUAUCCAUUUAUUCGAUCCAUGCGCAAUUAUUAAAUAGAUAGAUAUCCGGACUAAACGGAUGACAUGCGGGUGACGGAUCGAGUCGGAUACGGAUGACCCUCGCUCCAUCCGUUUAUCCUCCACCAUCCGCUUAAUAUAUUUUUCACCUAAAUUUUAACAAAAAUAUUCUACAAUCAAGAAAAUAUUUUUAAUUCUUGUUGCAGAUUAUAUUUUUUAAAGUAUUUGUUGUUAUUUUUUUAAACAAAUUUUUUUUAAUUGUUGAAAAUGACUAUAAAAGUUGAUGUGAUUUUUUAUAGUAAAAUAAAUAUUCAUCCGUUAUUCACCCGAUCCACCUGUUUCAUACGCGGAUGACGGGUGGGUGGAUGCGGGUGAUGGGUUAAACGGGUGACGGAUGAAGUAAAUUGAUAAACGGAUGGAUAUGAGUAAAGCCCCAUCCAAUCCGAAUCCGAUCUAUUGUCAUAUCUAGUUCGAAUGCCCCAUCCCUAUAUUACUCAUCACAUUACUUAUGUGUGGGAUACAAAUACAAUAGUGGGAUGGGGAUUCGAAUUCAUAAGGACAUGUAAUUACUAACCCAGUAAUCUGAUUACUACCUCAUUUUUACGCUGGUUGUUUUAAUUUGUUUUACAAUGUUAUUUACAUUGUGCUUUAAUCUAUGUUUGGAUAUAAAAGUUUACUAUCUUAUCCAUUUUAAUCCACAACAUUUACGCUCUGUUUGGCAAUAAUAGUUGAAAUGAAGCUGAAACUGAUAAGUUGUCUGAAACAAAUAAGGUGAAUGGGUGAUAACUGAAACUGAUACGUAGCUGAAACUUAUAAGCUACCUAAUUACAACCACUGUUUAGUAAAAAUAAAUGUUUAAUUAGCUGUAAUUAUUCGGUGAAAUGUGAAAUAUGCAUUGAAUUGACAAUAUAUUGUAAAAUUGUUAUAGUUUACAUAUUUCCAUACCCGUAAAUCCUAAUAAUAAUUUAGCUGAAAAUCACUUUACAUUUUGCUUUUGAGGAACUCACUUAACAUGUUUCAAUUAUAUAAGUUGCUAGUGUCUCGUCAUAUUUGCAUACUCGUAUAUAUCAUUACACCAU
Messenger RNA from Spinacia oleracea (spinach), 3117 nucleotides. RefSeq names its product probable serine/threonine-protein kinase PBL10. Gene Ontology annotation, molecular function: protein kinase activity; ATP binding. The record is from RefSeq and is a predicted model, not a curated record. Bases 78 to 851 code for a protein of 257 amino acids. The transcript has 5 exons. Gene Ontology annotation, biological process: protein phosphorylation. Lineage: Eukaryota; Viridiplantae; Streptophyta; Magnoliopsida; Caryophyllales; Amaranthaceae.